AUGGAAUUCGUCCGUUUGCCAUUCGACCUCCAAAAUGCGGUGUUCGAUCACCUCGAGCCGGAUGACCUCAUUUCCCUCCACCGUGCCACCCAACAAUUACGCGUACGCAUUAAUGGUAGAGGUCUUCUACCGGGUCGCGUGGCGAAGGUGACUAUCGACGGAUUGAUAGUGCGAGGCGGCCAGCCAAAUGAAGUAUCCAUCCUA
Messenger RNA from Mesorhabditis spiculigera, 204 nucleotides. The record is from the annotation of a GenBank genome assembly. NCBI's taxonomy places the organism in Eukaryota, Metazoa, Nematoda, Chromadorea, Rhabditida, Rhabditidae.